Cooperia oncophora is the source of this 672-nucleotide messenger RNA. Lineage: Eukaryota; Metazoa; Nematoda; Chromadorea; Rhabditida; Trichostrongylidae. The record is from the annotation of a GenBank genome assembly.
AUGGAGUACACACCACCAAAACUUGCCAAUCUUCACUACAGUAGUAUCGACUCUUCUUCUUCUGACUCUUCUUCAGCUGAUUCUGGAUAUUCUGAUUCUUCUGCAGCGUCCGAUUACUGGCAAGAGGUUGUUUUGUCUCACGAUGUAAAGAAGAUAGUACGAAAAACCGAAUGGCCGGUUCGGCAUGAAGUACGGCGAGAGUUAUGGCGAGUGCUGUGUCAUAGCAAAGACUUCGACAGCAGCAAAGCGCUCUAUCGUACCGAACUUGAAGAAACUGUUAGGAGCGGAACGAAAUCUCAUCAGCCGCAAUUCCUUAGCGAAGAAGGUGUUGUGGUGAACAACUUUGACCUUAACGAGCAGGGAGCUGUGCGUUUACUCCGCUUGCUCACCGUAAUCGAACACCUCCGGCCGGAAAUUAGUUCUGCACCGAUGCUUUAUCCGCUAUGUGCUCUUAUGCUGCAUUAUCUAGAAGACGAAGACGUAUUCGCUUGCGUACAGCAUUUACUCGUAUCAAAGGGUUAUCUUAUGACGUCACCUGUGCAAUGGUCUGCUUCGUCUCACACAAUCCUAUCCCUCGUUAAGAAACACAAACCACAUGCAUAUGCAAUGUUGAAGCGGCGAAUAGGCACGGCAGACGACUCGAUACUAGUCAAAGCGGUUUGUAAUUACUAA